GCGGUCUCAUUUUGUUGAACUUUGGCUGUUUGCGGCCGUCAAACGCGGCCGGAACGCGCGCUGUGGGUCCUGGGUAUCUCUCGCACACUCCCUGGGCUGCUACCCAAGUUUUGGCCGCCCCGCGGGCCGGGAAAGGCGAAAAGACUUCACCGGAGUUCAGCGGCGCACCGGGCACGUGCGCCGAGCAAACGCGACCCAAAUCGCCAUCAAUUAGAAGAACCCACAAGCAGCCAUGGUCUGGAUCAGCCAGAUUCGGGUCGACGCGCGCGACUCGUUGAUUCCGUGGUCGACCGUGCGAAGUUUGUACGAGCGCCACCGCAUCGUGCACGUGAAACGAGCAGCGCUCGGGCGCCACCGCCCAACACGCUGGCUCGGCGAGGUCAAGCGCCUGGCCAAGACGCACAACGCCACGACCGUAUCUAGAGAGGGCGGCGCCGCCUUCGAGUCCGAAGAGCCGUGGUAUGCGUCGUUCGUCGUCCACGACGCCACGGCGUGUGCUGCUACAUUGAGACGGUUGCCUCGCAAUGGCGUCGGAAUGAGGGGCGUCCCCGGCGUCGCGGAGAGUGAGGCGCACCACGGGAGUCACGCGUGGAUUUUUGUGGGCGACAACUCGAGGGGCACGGAGUCUUUAGAUGGGAGACCGGAGCACACGGACGCCCUGGCGCCGCAUAUCGAAGGGACCUGGCACUACCAGAUCUCGGGGUCGAAGUUGUGGCGGGUCCGGGAAUGUGGAGAUAAUGGUGCGCCGAUCAUGAUCCGCGUGGCGCGCGGCGACGUUUUGUUGAUCGAUACGAGGGUGUGGCGCCACCAGGCCUCGAUCCCCGCCGAGAAGGAGCCGUCGAUCUCUAUCGCGCGGGACUUUUCGUAUGUGCCCCGCCAGAACGAAGAGGCCUUUGGGGACGUCGACGCUCUAUUAGCGGCGCGGCCGGCGGAGACGGGCGACGUCCUCUUCUACGAAUCUGAUUUGCCUGAUUGUGAGUUACCACGAUCAAAAGAAGAUGCGAACUGCGCGGUCGGUGAGGAUCAAGAGGGCAAGCUUUGUUUGGUCGCGACGCGGCGCAUCUCCACGGGCGAGGCCUUCGCGAUGGCGCCGUCGUCGUCGUCGGAAGACGAGGAGAAGUGAGUCGGCUCCGAGACGCGCAGGAUUAUGCGCGCGCCUCGGCGGUAUGUAUUUUGACUAAC
This is a messenger RNA of Pelagomonas calceolata, 1182 nucleotides long. The record is from the annotation of a GenBank genome assembly. NCBI's taxonomy places the organism in Eukaryota, Pelagophyceae, Pelagomonadales, Pelagomonadaceae.